[Torrubiella] hemipterigena is the source of this 1549-nucleotide messenger RNA. Lineage: Eukaryota; Fungi; Ascomycota; Sordariomycetes; Hypocreales; Clavicipitaceae. The record is from the annotation of a GenBank genome assembly.
CCGUCAUUUUGUUUGUCGUCGGCUCGACCUUGAGCUUGCUGGCAUGCUCCAGGAUCGCCUGCUCAUUUCUUAAAUAGCUUCAGCGUUCCCUCCCCCCCGCACGCGUAGCUGCCCCUAGAGACCUGGUUUACCUGAUCAACCUCUUCUUCAAUUGUACGCUUUGUUGACGCGUAUUGUACUCUCUAGCAAUGAAGUUCUCCCACAAUGUUGCUGCUCUCGCAGUUGCGGUGACGCUCCCCUGGGCUGCUGUCGCCGACUCCGACACCAACGGCCCCGACAAGGAUGGCAAGUACUGGAUUGGCGGCGAGGACUUGCGCCUUUCCUUUAUCCCUUACGGCGCAUCCGUUUCCAACGUCAUGGUCAAGGACCAAUACGGCAUCGUGCGCGAUGUCGUCGCUGGCUACGAUAACGCGACGCACUACUCGGAAGACAAGAGCCACCCCCAUUUCGGAGGUGUUCCUGGGCGCUAUGCCAACCGUAUCAAGAACAGCACCUUUACCAUUGAUGGCGAAACCUUCCACAUCAAGCCCAAUGAGAACCCCACGCCUGCCAACCCCGAUGGUAUUGAUACCCUCCACGGUGGCCCUGAUGGCUGGGACUGGCGCAACUUUACCGUCGUCUCGCACACCCAAGACACUAUUACCUUUAGCUUGAAGGAUCCCGACGGCAAGGAGGGCUUCCCCGGUGAGGUUGUCUCUUACAUCACCUACGCUGUCGAUGGCAUGGACUGGUAUCUCAAGAUGUACGCCACUGCCACCACCGAGAAGACCCCGAUCAUGCUUAGCAGUCACACCUACUGGAACCUCGACGGCUUUGCCAACAAUGACACCAACACAAUCCUCAACCACACGCUCUGGAUGCCCUACAGUGGCCAGCGCGUUGGUGUAGACAACAUCCUCAUCCCCACUGGCGAUAUUCUCGCCAACAAGAACGGCUCCGUCAACGACUUUUGGUCCAAGCCCAAGCAAAUUGGUGCUUCCUUUGACGACCCCGAAAUCCACGGCAACUGUGGCUUCAACUGCACCGGUUAUGAUACCUGUUUCCUUGUUAACCGAGCUGCCAUGGGACCUUACGACUGGCGCGAGUCGGGCCCUGUUGCUCGUCUCUCUUCCAAGUGGUCUGGUAUCGAUCUCGAUAUUUUCACAGACCAGGAUGCUUUCCAGGUCUAUACCUGCAGCGGCAUGGACGGCUCUACCCCAGUCAAGAAGACACAAGGAAUCGACGGCAAUGACAAGUUCCCUCGCACUAUUCCCAAGUACGGCUGCAUCGUCAUGGAAGUCGAGGACUACAUCGAUGGAAUUAACCACCCUGAAUGGGGCCGUGACAAGAAGCAGAUUUUCGGCCCCGGCGAUGACCCUUACGUUCUCCAAGCCAGAUACAGCUUCAAGGUCAAGGGCAAGAAGACGGAUGACUCUGCAUGAAGUUGAUGAUUUCAGGACAUAUAUAUGCCGAAUCGCAAGGACCUUGAAAUGCUGGACACAAUGGUAAUAGUCUUAUUUUGAUAUGAUGUAUCUGAAUUAAUGCCAUCUAAUAAUACAGUUUUUUUUCU